CGCCGAUAUUCAAAAGGAGACGAGACGGGAUACAGAAGGAACUUUGGAUAAUUCUUGGCAAUGGAUGCAGAACUUGCCUUCAAGACCCCCAGCAAACCAUCUGAGAGAAAGAAGGCAGGACCAGAUAGUUCUCCAGCUUUAAUAUCUAUCCCAGCUUCUCCCUUCAUGCAGAAGCUUGGCUAUGGAACUGGAGUCAAUGUUUAUCUCAUGAAAAGGUCCCCAAAAGGCAUCUCUCACUCCCCCUGGGCUGUGAAGAAAAUAAAUCCUAAAUGUGACUCCGGUCAGCGAAAUACAUAUCAGAAAAGACUGAAUGAAGAAGCUAAGAUUCUAAAAGACCUUCUACACCCAAACAUUGUGGGAUAUCGUGCAUUUACUGAAGCCAAAGAUGGGAGCAUGUGCCUUGCCAUGGAAUACGGGGGAGAAAAAUCUCUCAAUGACCUCAUAGAAGAGAGGAGAGCACAGCACCAGGGGCCCUUCCCAGCUGCCACCAUCCUCAAAGUUGCCUUGCACAUGGCAAGAGGGUUGAAGUAUCUACACAAUGACAAAAAAUUGCUUCAUGGAGACAUCAAAUCUUCCAACAUUGUCAUUAAAAGUGACUUUCAGUCAAUAAAGAUCUGCGAUGUGGGUGUUUCGUUGCCUCUGGAUGAGAACAUGACGGUGAGUGACCCAGAGGCCCACUAUAUUGGCACUGAGCCCUGGAGACCGAAGGAAGCUCUGGAGGAAGAGGGCAUCAUCACCGACAAGGCUGACAUCUUUGCAUAUGGGCUGACUCUGUGGGAAAUGAUGACACUUUCCAUACCUCACGUUAUCCUUCCUGGAGAUGAUGAAGUAUCAGAUGAAGAUGCUUCUUUUGAUGAGGAUGACUUUGAUGAAUCUGCAUACUACGAGGCUCUUGGGACCCGGCCACCACUCAACGUGGAAGAGCUUGGCCCACUCUAUCAAAAUGUCAUUGAGCUGUUCUCUCUGUGCACCUUUGAGGAUCCGAAAAAACGCCCUGCAGCUGCACUCAUUGUCGAUUGUUUAGAGGCCCAGGGAUCCAUGCAAUAAGUGUUCCUGCACUACGGUGGCAGCUUCCCUUAAUUUUUCUUGAAGUUUCUUCUUUUGGCCGCCAUUGAAAUUAAUAAACGUUGGAUGUAUAUAGUUUACUUACAUAGAGAAACUUGAGGAUACCUUUACUUAAAUGCACAGAAAACGUUUGGUUUUAACACUACUGUGUAAACAUUUUAUAGUUCUGAAAGAUGGUUCCAAGAAGGUUCUUCAGGAGCGGCAAUACUUUGACUUACUGAUAAACUGAUGCUUUAGGAACCUCUGGAAGGCUCCCUGUUGUAUCAUAUCUUUUCUCCAUCCCUCUCCCCCAUUGUGUUGUUAAGUAAUUUCUGUUCACUUAAUUCUUGUGAUUCAUAAACUCUUUUGAG
Messenger RNA from Gekko japonicus, 1415 nucleotides. It is a transcript of the gene PBK, whose product is annotated as PDZ binding kinase. The record is from RefSeq and is a predicted model, not a curated record. The transcript has 8 exons. Gene Ontology annotation, biological process: protein phosphorylation. The coding region runs from base 61 to 1047 and encodes 328 amino acids. Gene Ontology annotation, molecular function: ATP binding; protein serine/threonine kinase activity. NCBI's taxonomy places the organism in Eukaryota, Metazoa, Chordata, Lepidosauria, Squamata, Gekkonidae.